Maylandia zebra (zebra mbuna) is the source of this 4381-nucleotide messenger RNA. NCBI's taxonomy places the organism in Eukaryota, Metazoa, Chordata, Actinopteri, Cichliformes, Cichlidae. The record is from RefSeq and is a predicted model, not a curated record.
UGCACGUUCGUUUGUUCAGGGCCUGGUGACUGCGGGCGAAGCCGUACGCAGAGUAUCCCAGGUGCCAAUGAGCCAGGAGUGCAUGCGAGCCAUAAUGAAGAUGACUUACUGUCCCCACUGCCGUGGGAUGCCGUCUGCUAGACCUUGUCUGAACUACUGCACCAACGUCAUGAAGGGCUGUCUGGCCAACCAGGCUGACCUCGACACAGAGUGGAGGCACCUAGCAGAUACAAUGAUCCAGGUGGCUGACCGUUUAGAUGACCCUGCUGGUGUGGAAAGUGUGAUCCUCUCCCUUCCCAGUUACAUAUCAGAAGCUAUGAAUACCAUGAUGGAGAAUAUAGCCAGCAUCAACAGCAAGCUUUUCCAGACAUGUGGCAAACCCAAGGAAGCAGGAACCACCAGCACAGAUGAUGAAAUCAUGAAGCGAGGGACGUUUACAGUGGAGGACAGGUUGGAAGCCAGCUCUGACAAAAUCGAAAAAUUGGUGUCUGAUGUAAGAAUAAUACUGGGGGACAAUAGGCCAUACUGGACUUCUCUCCCAAAUCUCAUCUGCAGUGACAGAGUGGCCACUGGAUUAGGGUCCGAAGACAAGUGUUGGAAUGGCAACAACCGUGCCAGGUACCUUCCUGAGUUAAUGAAUGACGGCUUAGCCAGUCAGAUCAACAACCCUGAAGUGGAAAUUGACAUCACCAAACCAGACAUGACAAUACGCCAACAAAUAAUGCAGCUGAAGAUUAUGACUCACCGCCUGAAGAAUGCUCUAAAUGGCCAGGAUGUGGAAUUUCAGGACACCAGUGAUGACGCCAGCGGCUCAGGAAGCGGGUGCGCGGAUGACAUGUGUUCCCGGGAUACACACCUUGUUCUCCCCAUCACUGACCGACCUGUGGCCAUUCCCUACCCUCCAGAAAACGAGAGGGUGAAAGGCUCAGCCAUGCAGAACCUUCCCUCCAUCAGCAUUUACCUGCUUACACUGCUCAUUUUGCUGCUCCGGCGAUAAUUGACGAGGUGGAAUCUGCCAACUGGGACUGAGACUGGGGCACCGGGGGUUGGGGAGAGUUGAAAAGGGGAGGGAGGAGAAGUUGGGGGUUAGUUAGCUUGCCAAAACUAAAGAAAUCUAAAGAAACAACAACAAUAAAUCACAUGGAUGGACUUCCUUUUGGUGUUGGAUUGGAGCAAAAUGGAAAUAUGAGUACUCAUAAACGUUUUUGUUUUUUUUGUUCUGCUCUCAUCUUUUAUUCUUCCUAUACUAUGACACCUUUAGAGCUGGUCUUUUUUUUUUCUUUUUUUUUUGCAUCUUCUAAUGUUUUGUUUUUGGUGUUUGGUUUUCUCUGAGGUUAUAUCUGCUCCUAAAGCGUGUGCGAGACUGUAUUGCUAACAGUAUGUUGGUGUUGACACCAUAGGGAGAGGGAGAGUCGAGCUUUUUGCAGUGGCACCCAGAUACUACGUGUCGGUAUUCCACUUGUGACCGUGGGAAUUGUUUAUUUAUGAUUAUAUUUGUCCCAAAAUGAUUUAAUCACAUUUAGAUAUUUAUAGGAAAAAGAAAAAAAUAUCUGCUGACUUUAAAAGGAGAAUUAUCUGGACAGCAUGACCCAUCAAACCUCUUAAUGCAUUAAGCCUCACAGUAUCAUUACUUGUAUGCACUCGCUCACACAGUGAGGUUGAGAGCACUUAGCGUCAGCACUUUUGCCAUUUCAUCAUGUAAUCUGUAAUAAUAGCCGUGAUCACAGUCACACUGGCACGAUCGCCCGGUGUAGGAGUAACACGGUCUGUCCUCUACUCCAUCCAUCCACUUAUUCCUACACUCCCCAUCCCACCCUCCUCCCCGGCCCCACCGAGAUUGUCUCCCUCCCUCCCUCUCUCCAGAACCUGCUGGCAGUGUAGCAUCAACUCAACAUUCUGGUUUAAGCAAAGCACGUGCUCGGCUGGGACAGGUCUCAGAUGGAAGCAGCUUUUCGCUAUAGAGUGUGCUACGUGGAAAGGAGGUGUCGCGUUAAGAUGACCCCUGUGACAAAGGAUUGAAUGAAAUGAUCUUGGAGUCUUGUAGCACAGCAGAAAUGCACACAAAAGCAGAGGCUCCGCUGUCCUGCUGCACUUCUUUUAGUAUUCCUUUUACAUUCACAGGAGAGCAAAAAUAUAAUAUGCAUAAAAUUUUGUGGGUUCCCCGCAAUGGCCCAGUGUUCCUGUGAUUAGCAUCAUAAUUUCAGUAUCAUCGAUUUUUUUUUUUCAUGACUGAUUGCCGCAGUGAUCCAUAUAACAGUAAAAGCCACACCGUGCACGUCUAUAUUUUUGAUUGCUUCUUUGCCAUUUUGUAGAAGGGGGAAAUAAAAAAUUAAAAAAACAUGCUUUUAGUUCCCAAAAUUUGACAAAAGCAAGAUCGUUGUGUGCUCUUACUGCUUAUUUUUUCAUCAUCUGUCAGUAUCCAUGUCCGCCUUUCAUUAUCUGAAACAUUUCUAUAUCGGUGCCUAUUUUUUGCCAACCUCCUCUGCCCUUUUCCCCACUCAUCAGUUAUAAUGACCUUUAAAGCGUUCCUCGUGCUUCUGCGUUGUAGCAAGGCAAUAUGACAAUGACACAGUGCUUCAUUAUGUGUCAACCUUACUGGGAAUGUUAUGGGAACACAUUUUAAGGCUUUCUCCCCCCGCCCGAUUUGAUGCUUGCUAGGGAGAAAACAUGUACCACAAUUUAGUUCAAAGCAAUGCCAGCGUUCUCAUUCAGGAGUGCUGCGUGCAGGAUGAUGGGACGAUGCCCGCGUAUGUGUUUCGUUUGCGUGUGAAUGCGUGUACUUGUCUUUGAUUGAAAGCGCAGAAGAGGGAUUGACGAUAGCGCCUCUUUGAAUCGACAGUAGUUCGGAUGACACAGAAAUGAGAUGAACUAAAAUGUACUGCACUAACACGGUGUGACAGAGUGCUAUUAAACUGACAGUAACAGGAGCUUAAUACAACUCGUUUUUCAGAAAUUGCAUUUUCAAAACUUUCACUGUAAUAAAUGAUCAUAUGUAUUGAUGGAAUCUUAUUUCAUGGAACAGCGAGACAGGAUGCAGAGGAGUCAAGUGGACAUGAUUUUUAAAGUACGUCAUUACUUCACCUGUGCAUUGGGACAAUCCUCUAUAUAAUUCAUGUUGUGAAAAAUCAUUUACAGUACAUGCACUCCCUGCUGAUAAUACUCCGAAUGCUUUAGGAUAGCGUGGGGUGCUGUCAGAGUUUUAGAAGUACAUCUGAUAUAUACUUGGUUAGUUUCUGCUCUGAAAAGGGGUUGUUGUUGUUGUUGCCCUAUGUGUGACAUGACAGGUUAUUUUAAUGGUAACUUCUUUUUUGAUAUGCUCUAUUAAUGAACGAUUUGUUGCUGUGUGAAUAUGUGUGUGCGUGUGUGUCUGUCUGUCUUUCUGUUAGUCCCUGGUUAAGAAAUCUGCCUGUGACUGCCUUUGAUACUUUGAGAUCAGUUUUAAGAUUUAAACAGAGAGAUGCUAUGAUGCAAGAUGUUGGUGGUGAGGAGAAAAACAACAACUUCAAAAGUACCGUUUAGCAAGCACGCCACAUAGGUCCUCUUUUUAAGACUCUCUAGAAAAGAUCUGAAUAUGAAUGUGAAGGUGCGCAUGCAGCCCUGUAAUAAUAAAAGGAAGUACUUCAACUGUGAUGGUGACAUUCCAGUUCAAAGAUGAUUUACAACUUUAGGCUCACAUCUCCAGUUUCAAUGACAGCCUCACAAUGUCAUUAGCUGAAAUUUGCACAACCCCUCCCCAUGCCCACUCCUUCUUGACCUUUUGAUCUCAUUAAUUUGUUGUUCAAAGCCCCACGCUCCCCUCCCCUUUUAUAAAAACCUGCACUUUUAUGAGGCCAAUAAAUGGCAUUGUCUGCACAAAGACAUCACAAGAUGGUUGAUCAAUAUGUGAGUCGACACCUUCCAGAAACAACUAUCGAUUGGGGGGUUGUGUGUACGUAGAUAUGGCCCGGCAAGAUGUCUCCUGUCUGAGUAUGGUGAAACAGUGUAAACAUUAAGCCCCCGAGUGUGAGAGGAAGGAGAACAGAUUGUCAAGGGCACUGAUCUCAAAUCAGUGUGUAUGCCUCAAUCCUGCCUUCGUUCAUCACUGUAGGUGGCAAUAAUGCAAAGCUGAUUAUCCAGCCGUUAAAAAAAAAAAGAGAAGAAAAACGAAACAGAUUUACUCCACACUGAGCUGAGACUUGGAGGCACAUCUGAAGGGUGCCAGUUUAUGAGGACAAAAAUACUUUUAUUUUUCCUGUUUUACUUUCGUUUCAUUGUUAUCGACAGAGAGUUUGUUCUUGUGGUGAACACGGAAGCCAGAAAGAGGUUGAAAAAUAUCUAAAAUGUCUCAUUUGCUGUUGUACCUGAAAUCUUGUGUCAAUUAUAUACAUUGUAAGAUUUUCAA